Diachasma alloeum is the source of this 4666-nucleotide messenger RNA. Its product is annotated as rap1 GTPase-activating protein 1. Gene Ontology annotation, biological process: activation of GTPase activity; regulation of small GTPase mediated signal transduction. Gene Ontology annotation, molecular function: protein binding; GTPase activator activity. The transcript has 6 exons. The coding region runs from base 1815 to 4175 and encodes 786 amino acids. Lineage: Eukaryota; Metazoa; Arthropoda; Insecta; Hymenoptera; Braconidae. The record is from RefSeq and is a predicted model, not a curated record. Gene Ontology annotation, cellular component: cytoplasm.
GACAUUUGUGUAUGUCCAUUCUCAUGAAUUGAACCUACUUAGUUUCUUAGUUUCUGAUGGAAAACCAUCAUGUCGUAGAAAAAGCAGGCAAAGUGAUUUCAGCAGUUGAGAGUCAUUAUCAUUGUUCAUGCACUUGGAACGAUAUUAAUUCUUAAUAUUCAUCAUCAUAUAGACAUGUGCAUGUUGACUUAUGUAUUGCUAUAGCUAUAAUAGCUAUUACUGAUGCUCACGCUCACCACUAAAAAAAUUCAAGAUCAAACCUCUAAAAGUUAUGGGGUUCGCGUCCAAUUACUUUUUAAUUUUAUUAUUUCGGUUUGGAAUGACGACUUUGGCUCGUGUAGGCAGGAAAUGGAACGAUAGUAAUGGGAGGAGAUGGCGGUUAAGGGAGACCAGACAUGGUACAAAGGAACGGGAAAACCAGUGGCGCAUAUACGAGUGAAAUAAGUCGACCACGAAACGACAUCCGUUACAUUCUGUGUACACCAAGCGAAUAACAACUUUGUUGAAAUAUAUAUUUUUUAAGUUUUAAGCGCGAGAAAAUCUUCAAGUUUCCAACUGAUGAAUUUAACCAUUGAAAGAAUCUAUUGACAUUCCGCCCAAUUAUUUAAUUUACUUUCUUUUGCUAUAAAUAUUUUAACUCUCCUCCCCCUCGUAAGUUCUACAUGUUCAAGAUUCUCAGGGUGUGUAAGACUACGAGUAUUGCUGAUUAUUCCUUCCAUGGGAAAUAGUUUUUACAAAUUGACAUAGAUAUGAUUAUUAUUGUUUGUUUCUUCUUUUUCAAGAAAAUUAGAAAUUUGACAAUAAGUAUGACCUAGUAGGAAGUUAAUUUUCUACAAAGUGGAUUCAAUAAUUCAUCGGUAAUUGUAUCCUUAUUUCCUCAACUUUGCCGAUAUUUUCAUGCAAAUGUCAAAUUUCUAAAUUUUUUGGCAGAUGGUGUCGAUCAUAUAGUAGUUCCUCCUCCUCUCUUCGCCUGGGGAUUAUCUAACUCGCGAGCCUUUAUUUUUUUUUUUGUAAAAGAAAAACCUUCUGCAGUGACCAUGGAGAGAGCAAUGGCGUCGCAAACUUUUCCACAUUUGGGUGUUGAAAUUUCAAUGUGUGCGUGGUUUGGUACAUAGUAACCGUCCAGGUGUGUAUGGAUGGAGGCGCGCGGCAAAUAUAGAAAAAGGUAGGGGAGAAGGGCCUGCAGUGAAUGUAUUCCCAAGAGCUAUAUGUAGCCUCAUCGAAACAACGAGUAGAAUUCGACGCCAGUUGCUCUUUCGCCGUUGUACUUUGUAGUGUUGUGUGUGAAAAAAAAAACACAUUUUCACAAAAGUUGCCAUUCUGCAAUAAGCAAAGACUAGUGAAGCACAAAAAAAAAUUUCCAGGUUUUUCGUCUUCUAUUUUUUCUUGGCAUUAUAAUUCAAAAAAAUGAAGGAAAAUAUGUCAAAUUUGUCGACAAUUUUAAAAUAUUUAAAUGGUGUUAUAUCGUGGUUGUUGGUCAUCAUCAAUGGGCAUACUCUCAUUUAAUUAAUAAUUGAUCAUUUCCACAAAAAGCUUUGAAUGAUUCUUCAUAUUAAUCAGCUACCGAAGACAUAUUCUUUCGAUAGAAUGAAGUGAAUUGAAUAAUUUGAACAGUCUUUCUUGUGAUUUCAAUUAUCAUGUAGAAGCGCGUGUGAAAUUUUUUUCGGUAAAGUUCCAAGUUGUUUUAUAUCAUUAACAGUGUUGUUUAUUCUCAAUUUAUAAUUUAGCAAUCAGAAAAUUAUCCCUUACAUGGGUGUGUUUCAUUACCUAAAUGAUAUACAGUGUGUUUUUAUAAAACCAAAUCUGCGUAAGUGAUGAUGGGUGUAUUGAGAUGGAGAUACGAUCUUAGAUCGGAGGGCGGCCCACAACAGCAACAGCAGCAAAGAGCUAACGGUCAUACUGGGGCACUCCCAAAACAUAUGACCCAGACAUUGCGAGAUGAAUCCCACAGUUCAACUCCAACAGUACAAAUGCCUAAUACGCCAUUGUCCUCAACAACCCCAACGAGUGAUGAACCCCUGGGACGUGCCUUGAUGGAAGCGGUAAUCAAACAAGCAAACACUGAUACUCAGAUGCAGUUGCCACUUGUGGUAACACCACCGGGAUACUGGCUAGAUGGAACUGAUCAUCGACAUGGCUUUGAUUUUGCUGGUAGAGCAAUGCUACCCACUCAGCCCGCUUGGCAGCCGAGAAUCGAUCAAGAUGAUACGGCCAAAUGUUAUCGUCGAUUCUUUGUUGGACGGGAGCAUGUAAAUCUGGUUGGGCGAGAUAAUGAAAAUGGACCUGUACUCCUCUCAGUCAAAGCAGAAACGGUGGCUGGACAAGAACAUUGGAGAAUUCUCUUGCGAUUACGAACUGGCUCAACACAUGAACUCGUGGCAACUGCUGUUCUUGGUCCAAAUAUAUCACCUGCCAAAAUGAUUAAGGUAAUCAAUGAAUCUCUGAGUGUUACCACAUUGAUACCAGUCGUUUGCUCUGGAGCAGGAAGUCUAAUAGCGAGAUACGAUGAACAUGCUCUAGUUAGCAGAUUUAAAUUUGGAGUACUACAUCAGAGAGCAGGACAGGUUACUGAAGAACAGCUAUUCAGUAAUCGACAAAUAACACCGGCCUUCCAAGAAUUCUUGGAUCUUUUGGGACAAACAAUUGAUCUCAGAGAUCAUAAAGGGUAUCGAGGUGGUCUUGAUACACAACACGGCCAGACAGGUGAUUCAGCAGUUUAUGAAGUAUUCCGUGGCCGGGAAGUACUCUUUCAUGUGGCAUCUCUUUUACCAUAUAGUCCUGGCGAUGCUCAGCAGUUACAACGUAAACGGCACAUUGGAAACGAUAUCGUGGCAAUAAUAUUUCAAGAGGAACCAACGCCCUUUAGCCCAGACAUGAUCGCUAGUCAUUUUCUCCAUGCAUUCAUUGUUGUACAGGUCAUUGAUCCGUGUACAUGUAAUACUAGAUAUAAAGUGAGCAUUACUGCUCGUGACGAUGUUCCGUGGUUUGGUCCAGCAUUACCAAUACCAGCAAUAUUUGCCAAGGGUGUUGAAUUUAAGGAAUUUCUGCUCACUAAACUCAUAAAUGCUGAAAAUGCGGCUUACAAGGCGGAAAAAUUUGCCAAACUCGAGUUAAGAACACGAUCUGCGCUAUUGGAAUCUCUCACUGAAGAACUGCAAUCCAAGACGAGUGAUUUUUUAGGCUCUGCUAUUGGAUUAGGAUCAAGCGGAGGAACAUGUCCAUUGAGUCCCUCAGCAAGCGAUACUUCGGGCUCGGCUAGUGGUGGUGGAGGGAGUGGUUCCAGAUUCAUAGAUACAGUUCGGAAGGCUCUCACUUCACGUGUGAAAAAUGCCUCAACAGAAUCUGUACCUCAACAAUUAACAAAAAAGAGUCAAUCCGAGAUCACCGGUCAAUUAAAUAAUCGUCAGUCUACAUCGAAAUCGUUGGCAAAACUAUUCAUUGAGCCCUCAAGCCCUUUAGGAUUGUCAGAUUCAAUAUUAGCUUCGGAUUUUCAACAAGAAAAUGACAACACACGUAAGCAACAAAGUAAUCUAUUAAAUGUAACAAGCAAUGAGCAGAACUCUAAAGAUGGUAUUGAAAGGGGAGAAGAAGAAGAAGAAGAAGAAGAAGAAGAAGAAGAAGAAGAAGAAGAAGAAGAAGAAGUAGAAAAAGAAGAACAACAAGUUGUAGUAGUAGAAGAAGAAUUAGUAAUUCAGGCAAAUAUUGAAUCCAUCAAAGCUGCUGGCAAAAUUAAUGAUAAAACCUUACGAAUAACACAAGACAACUGGAAAAAACGCAAUGAAAAAUUUGAAAAAUCUGAUAACACAAUCCCAAGAGGUGUCUCAGAGAGUGAUGAUAGCUCCUUGAAUAGUGAAUUGGAACUAGAACAAAUUCUUUAUCCUGACAGUGAUACUGGACUCGAAUCAAUGAGUUCCGCUGAAACUCAUGAAGUUAGAUGCAAUAAAAAUGGCAUUAACGAAACAGAACAUUUGAAACAACAAGUUACUAGGCUCAAGUGUGACAAACUUGAUUUACUCAGGCAGAAUGUGACUUGUCAAAGGGACAUCAAACGAUUGCGUGAAAAAGAAUUACAAUUACAAUCAGAUUUGGCAGCAGCAUCAAAAGAGAUUCUACGACUUCGCACAAUGCUCAAAGAUUGCUCGCCCAGUGUUUCAUUGGAAACUAAUAAUCGAUAGGCACUAUUAUCUAAAAUAUUAAAAUUUCCAAUAACAAAAGCAAACAACAUGCAGUAUUGUUUUAUUUUCUUUCAUUCAAUUUUCCUAUUCUCAAUAAUUUUCUUUAUUAAUUUAAUAUUUACCUACUGCUAUAAUAAUGCUCGAACAAGUUUAAUCGGAAAAAUGAUGAAAAUAAUCACUUAUCAUACAUGCAUAUAUUAUUAUUAUUAUUAUUAUUAUUAUUAUUAUUAUUACCAUUGUUUCGACCAUUGUAUUUUAUAAUAUAACAAAUACCAAAGUUUAAUUUAAAAAGCUACAUGUAUGUAGUUAUUAAUAUCAUCAGUCAAUUUAUUGUUUCAUUCCGUUUUCAUGGACAACACAGUUCAAAGAGAGAAUGCUCAUUACAACUAUAGGGGAGCGAGAACCUUGGAAUAUGUCAAUGAAAAACUUAUUCAAAUAAAUUAGUCUAAUAAAACAUGUAUAACAAUGUAAAUUUUUUAUGCAGAUACUAA